AAGCGCAAGCUUCGUUCAAGUUUACCCAAGUUUAUAAUCAAGUGUUUUUGUUUUUAUUUUAUAUUUAAUUUAUUUAAAAUUUUUAUUUUAAUUUAUUGAUCCGCGAGCUCUCUGAUUAGAGAGUUUAGAUAAACAAAAUUAUUGGUUUCUUAUCGUUUUUAGUUUUGUGUUCGAUCAUAGAAAAAACCGUUAUGAGUGGAUAAAAAUGUGCUUGUUUAUGGAUUAAUGUCUGUAUAUAUUUUAUCAUUGUGCGGUUCUUAAACAGUUGGAAAAAAAAGGUGUUGUAGUGAGAAAAAUUUAAAAUGGGAAACAUAAGGUGGCGAAGUACAAUGGCCUCUGUGAUACUAGCGACAGCGGUUAUUUGCUUAGUUUCUCGUGUAAGCAGUCAGGAACAUCCAUACUCUCUAUCAGUAUCCAAAAAUGACAUAACUGUUCUUGUGAAUUCCAAAGAAGAAGUGGAUUUAAUGCUUCAUGGAACAUUAAAUCAGAAUAUCAGUAUCACUUUUAUCAAACAACACCCGGAGCUCAUUGAUAUCGAGCCUCCUGUUGUAAAGUUUGAUGUCAACAAUCCAGCUAAUGCCACUUUUAAUAUCCUUGGUCUUAAGCCAGGAUCAGUGGAUAUUUCAGCUUCAGCUCAACCAAAUGAAACAUGGAUCAUUCGAGACAUAUUCAUGCGAGUUAAAGUUGCCAAUUCUAUGCCAAUUGUUUACAUCUCAUCCGUAUUUGGUUGGGUUUAUUUCAUCGCAUGGUCAAUAUCAUUCUAUCCACAAAUUUACACAAAUUUCAAACGCAAAAGUGUGGUCGGCUUAAAUUUCGACUUUUUGGCGUUAAAUUUCAUUGGAUUUCUUCUAUACAGUAUUUUCAAUAUUGGUCUCUAUUGGAUUCCGACCAUGCAAGCUGAAUAUUUUAGCCGGCAUCCGCGUGGUUUAAAUCCAGUUUUAGUAAAUGAUGUUGUAUUCUCGUUGCAUGCUAUGUUUGCAACGAGUAUUACGAUUUUUCAAUGUUUUAUUUAUGAGAGAGCGGAACAAAGAAUUUCAAUAACAGCUCGUGGCAUUGUUACAGUAUUUAUUUUAAUAGUUGUGAUAACGGCCGGUUUGGCAUGGGGAAGUGUUGUGCAUUGGCUGGAUUUUCUAUAUUAUUGUAGUUAUAUUAAAUUAACAAUAACGUUAAUUAAAUACAUUCCACAGGCCGCCAUGAACUAUAGGCGAAAAAGUACAGUGGGUUGGAGCAUUGGAAAUAUUCUUCUGGACUUUGUCGGUGGCACACUGAGCAUGCUCCAAAUGAUCCUUAAUGCAUAUAACUAUGAUGACUGGGUAUCAAUAUUUGGAGAUCCAACCAAGUUUGGUCUGGGUCUGUUCUCGGUACUGUUUGACAUAUUCUUUAUGCUGCAGCACUACGUAUUUUACAGACAUUCAAAGGAAAUAACAAUUUCCCAAGUGACAACUGUCGAAGAUCUCACUGAGAUUAAAGAGGACAAUAGUUCUGAGAAACGAUAUUAAUUUAAACAAAACAAAAAAAAUAGUGUAAAAGAACUAAUUGUUUCUCGUGUAAAUUAUUAUUAUUCUUUAAUUUAAUUUCAUUUAAAAAUAAUUUUAUUUAUAAUCAUUUGUAAUUAUUAUUAUAUAGUAUAAUUUUGUUGUAUAUUUAAUUUCGUUUUAUCUAGUUCAUUAUGUUUGUUAGUUUUAUUGUUAAAGUUUUAAGCAGAAAAAAAAGUUAAAAAAAAAAAGAUUUAUUUAAAAAAAAACUGUAAUAAAUUGCUUUUUUAUUUGUUCCA
Messenger RNA from Episyrphus balteatus (marmalade hoverfly), 1774 nucleotides. RefSeq names its product cystinosin homolog (gene Ctns). Gene Ontology annotation, biological process: L-cystine transport. The transcript has 9 exons. Gene Ontology annotation, cellular component: lysosomal membrane. The record is from RefSeq and is a predicted model, not a curated record. Gene Ontology annotation, molecular function: L-cystine transmembrane transporter activity. Lineage: Eukaryota; Metazoa; Arthropoda; Insecta; Diptera; Syrphidae. The coding region runs from base 303 to 1499 and encodes 398 amino acids.